Cheilinus undulatus (humphead wrasse) is the source of this 1468-nucleotide messenger RNA. Its product is annotated as alcohol dehydrogenase 1-like. The transcript is spliced from 9 exons. Gene Ontology annotation, molecular function: S-(hydroxymethyl)glutathione dehydrogenase [NAD(P)+] activity; zinc ion binding. Gene Ontology annotation, cellular component: cytosol. Gene Ontology annotation, biological process: formaldehyde catabolic process. Lineage: Eukaryota; Metazoa; Chordata; Actinopteri; Labriformes; Labridae. Bases 79 to 1218 code for a protein of 379 amino acids. The record is from RefSeq and is a predicted model, not a curated record.
CACAGCUGCACACGAUACUUAACUUCUCUUUCCUGUGUUUACUAGGCAGCAUCACACUUGGCUGACAGUGCAGCGAUCAUGGCCACGGCUGGUAAGGUAAUCAAAUGCAAGGCAGCGGUGGCCUGGGAGCCCAAAAAGCCUCUGGUGAUUGAGGAGAUAGAGGUAGCCCCACCUGGGCCCAACCAAGUCCGCAUAAAGAUUGUGGCAACUGCGGUGUGCCAUACCGACUUAUACCGCCUUCUUGAAAGUCCAAGUACCGAUGGGUAUCCAACAGUUCUCGGCCAUGAAGCUGCAGGGAUUGUAGAGAGUGUCGGACCAGGAGUCACUGAGAUAAAACCAGGUGACCAUGUUAUCCCUCUCUUCAUCAGCCAGUGUAGAGAUUGUCGCUUCUGUAAAAGCCCAAAGACCAACCAGUGUGUGAAAGCAUGGGGUGGUGGUACUGGCAACAGUGCAAUGGCACCUGCAAAUACCGCAUUCACCUGUAAGGGGAAGAGUGUGACUCAGUUUGCAGGAACCAGCACCUUCUCUGAGUACACUGUUGUCAACGAGCUAGCUGUGGCUAAGAUCGAUCCAGCCGCCCCCCUGGACAAAGUCUGUCUCAUAGGCUGUGGGAUCUGCACAGGAUAUGGAGCAGCAGUCAAUACUGCUAAAGUGGAACCAGGCUCCACAUGUGCUGUGUUUGGUCUGGGAGCUGUGGGUCUGGCUGCAGUAAUGGGCUGCCAAGCUGCAGGAGCCAAAAGGAUUAUCGCUGUUGACAUCAAUCCAGAUAAAUUUGAAAAGGCAAAGAUUUUGGGUGCGACAGACUUUUUGAAUCCAAAGGAUCACAGCAAACCCAUCAGCCAGGUGAUAGCUGAGAUGACCGAAGGCGGAGUUGACUUCUCUUUGGAAUGUGUUGGGAAUGUGGGAGUCAUGCGCAGUGCCUUGGAGUCUUGUGUUCAGGGUUGGGGUGUCAGCGUGAUUGUUGGAUGGACAGACCUGGAAGAUGUUUCUGCACGACCACUUCAGAUGAUUUCUGGACGAACAUGGAAGGGCUCUGUGUUUGGAGGCUUUAAGGGUCGAGAUGGUGUUCCUUCAAUGGUAAAGGCCUACAUGGACAAGAAACUGAAGGUUGAUGAGUUCAUCACACACAACAUGCCUUUGGAUCAGAUCAAUGAUGCUUUUGAAAUGAUGAAGCAUGGCAAAUGCAUCCGGACAGUGCUGAAUGUUUCUUCGGAAUAAGAUCUGAUUUUGCUGAUGAUGACUCCAAAGUAAAAUGUUUUUUAGCACAUAUAUGUUGCAAAAUCUUCAGUUAAUAUUCUUAGAAAAAAACAAUACGCAUAACACAAAACAAUCUAUGAUAUUCCGCACAUUGUAAGUCCCUGAUCUAAAAGAGAGUGAGAGAAAAGGCUGUCUUCAGGCUGUCUUGUUAUAAAGAAUGUUCAAGAGCAUGUUAAAGUGUUAAUAGAACAUAAUAAAUGCUUUCAACGGA